UUCCUCGUUAGCGUCUGACGGCCUUGCCUUGAUGUCAACUUUGGACUUCCCGACAACAAUGUUGAUGUUGGAUUUGGAGACAAAUGAAGUGGGGUUUCGCUAUUGCUUGUGACACAUUUACAAAACGACGGCCACGGCCGCGUCUGUUAGUCUCUGCAGUGCGAAAGCGGAACGCAGCGGGUCAGUGGUGAAGCCUCCGGUCGGAAAGUCCCUCCAGCUGGGACGGAAAUUAGUAACACAACUGUGUUAAUUUUGGGCAGCGACUUGAGGCCUGAAAGCUCUAAGUCUGACCAUUCGGAAGUAGUGAUUCUGAUCUUCGAAGCUGCUGCAUAUUUGAAUAGUUUUGCCUUGUACAAACAUGAGAGGCGUGCAAUAUUGAGAUUCUUGCCGGGCGAUGGCGGACUGGGAGCAACUGGAAGAGAAGUUGGAGAAACUUGUCGUUCGACUCCAAAACAUAGAACAGGGAAAGCAAUUGAAUGCUUUACUUCAGAUUUUGGAUGAUUUUAUUAAUCUCACCGCGGAACAAAAUGCCUCAAGUUUAUUCGAAAAUAAAAACGUACAUAUGCCGCUGUUGGUCGUUCUGGAAUCCUUUGUUGAUGUACCCAGUAUUCAACAGAAAGGUUGGUCUUUAUUCUGUAAACUGGCUCAGCUCUGCCCAGACACAAUUAACAAGUUGGUUGCACCACAAGAUGUGGGAAAGGACUGGGAUGUUCUUGGUGUGCACCAUCAGAUCCUGAAUUUGUUGUGGACUUACAGUACUGAUCCCAGUAUUCUGCUGAUUGGCCUUGAGGUGUUAAUACUCCUCAUUCAGUCAGAUGAAAUUUCUUUAUUGCUUCGAGAUGAAGAAAUUGAUGUUUUCUCUGUGGUUAUUGAUGGAAUGCGCAGAUUUGCUGAACAGUGUGAAAUCCAGAUGCAUGGAUGCCAAGUGUUGUACAGACUCUUAGAAAAAGUUUCAGAUGAGCAGGUCCUUGAAUUUGUGGAAGCAGAAGAUCACCUUGUUAUUCUUCAAGCCAUUAAAAACUUUAUGGAACAUGAGGGUACGGUACUGUAUGCUCUGAGAGCUCUCCUUCCUUUGGCUGGUUCACAAAAUAAUGUAGAAAUUCUGAUGUCUGGACAUGAAAAAUGUUACAGUUUGGUAGUGGAUGUAAUGAAAAGAUUUCCCAACAGUGAAGCAAUUCAUGAAGUUGGUUGCUGUUUAUUUCAGAGGUUUGCACUUGAUAAUUUUUACAGCAUUUUGGUUCUCAAUGGAGUACAUGAAAUCAUCAUUGAAGCAGUUAGGAAAUAUCAACACAAUCGUAAUUUACAAGCUGCAGCUUUGAGCACUAUAGCUCUUUUAACUGAAACAAUAAUCGCAAAUAAGGAUCUUGGUGAGCAAAAAGAUGAUCUCUGCUGGCUGGAGGAAUGCUCUAAAGCUUUGGAGUUAUACAAGGGAAAUGCUAAGGUCCAGGAAGCAGCUUGUUGGGCUCUGAACAAUUUACUCGUGUAUCAGACUAAUCUUCACACAAAGAUUGGAGAUGAAGAAGCAUGCUAUCCAAUUCAUCGGCAGGUGAUGGCAGCCAUGUUACUACAUCCUUCAUCAAAAGAAGUGUUUCAGGCAGCUGCAAGUACUCUGGCAACUUUGGCAGACCAAAGCAUACAAAUAAGGAAACUUCUGUUGGGAAAAGGGAUACAUAUCAACACUUUAGAACAAAUGAAAAACAAUUUAGACUCGAGUCAUGUCUUGAAGAGUGCCUGCAAGUUACUUAAUAAGCUUUAUCUUGGGAGCAAUCUGAAUCUAGAUGUCAGGACUUUAACCUUAAAUAGGACAGUGAACGCUUUGAAGAAUCAUGCAAACAAUUGUUCACUACAUCUUGAGGCCCUUCAGGUUAUAUCACAUAUAACUUGCCCUGUAUCUAAAAUCUAUCCGAAAGAGGACCCGAUAAAUAUGGAUGCGUUGGAAUCAAUGGCAAAAUUAAUUCACAAGCAGUGCUUGUUGGAGAGUUUACAUGAAUUAAUUCUUGAUAGUUUAAACAAGUUCAUCCAGAAUCCAGCAAUCCAACAGUAUGGUUUUCGAGUGCUGUGUUCUAUUACUGAUAGUUCAGAUGCAAAGGAACUAACAUAUCAUGGGGUUUUGGACACAGUAAUACAUACUUUGCAAAUGUUUCCACUUGAACGAGAAAUUCAGUAUCUGGGUCUGAAACUUCUAGAAGUCCUUAUUCCUGUGAUAGAUUUGCCUCAAACACAUGUAGCACUAUUGGCAAAUGUUUUGAUUGAGACACUGCGUCGAUAUGAAGAGGACAUGGAAGUGCAAGUACAGGGAUUUCAAGCCACUUUGUUAUAUUUUGAAACCAUACCAUCUGUUAUUGAAAUUUUCUUCAAGAAACGUAUUGACACAUUUAUUUUUCAUCAGAUCACAAAAUGCAAAAACAAACAGCUACAGACCCUCCUCUGCAAGUGUUUAUCCAAGUUGGCCAUUGAUCGUGGAAUAAGAAAUCAGAUGCUUGAAAGUGCUUGCUCAGAAAAUAAUAUCAUGAUGGCAAAAUACUUAAUCAUGCUGGAAGCUGAUGUCAAUCAAAAAUGUAAAAAUGAGUCAUUAAUUUACCAGGUUUGUAAGAAAAGGAGAAGCCCAUUUUUAGUGGAACUUUUGCUUGACAGUGGAGCACGUGAGCAAGACAUUCAAAAAGCUUUAGAUGCCAGUAUUAAAAUAGGGGAUGACAAAAUCAUAAGCUUGCUUUUAAGAAAACUUGGAUUGGAUCAAAACAAUAAGGCUAUUUGCUUGAGUGGACUUCAUCUAGGCAAGAUUAAAGCUUCUUGGUUAUAUUCAUUGUUUCCUGAUGAAAAUGUUCCACAUUCAAAACAACAGCCAACUACUGUAGCUUCCCCUGGACUUUGGCAAAGUGAUACAUUAGAAUGUGCAUAUUUGGUAAUACAGAAUUCAAAUACAAAUUCUCAACUCUGUUACUCUGGAAAAAUGCUAGAUAAGAGUAAUGAUUGUACUUUGUCGGCAAAUGUAUCAGCAACUGAUGGGAAGGAAAAUAGCAUCUUUGAUGACUUGGAAAGCAAAGAAGAUUACGUCCUGGUUCAGAAUGUAAAUUAUAACUUAAGUGCUGCAACAUCCAGUGAAUCUACAGUUCAGUUGAUCCACCAUAACUCUUUGAGUGAACAGGACAAUGUUGAGUUUGCAAUUAAUUCAAGCGUGAGAGUGAGUUCUCAAAGAUCAGGUGGAGCUCCAAAAAGACCCUCUUUUGGAAGUGGGCAAGAUGAUUUACUGCAUACUGGCUUUGACACAGAAUUCAUCAGGUCAUUGGAUCUUUCUGGAAAUGAGCUGGAUGAUCUGGGUUUCAUCAGUGAAAAAUGUAUUGUUGUGCAUUUUGCACGACUGCAAAAACUAGAUCUAAGACAAAAUAACUUGACGAAUUUCUCAGAGGAUUUGUGCUCUGUUCUCAAGUGUCUGGUUGACAUUGACUUGAGCAAUAACAAACUCACAUCCUUUCCAUCUUGCAUACUGGAAAUGCACUUCAUUAAAUACCUUGAUAUCUCCAGAAAUAACAUUGAUCAUAUUCUGAACUUGAACUGCAGAUGCCCAACCCUGAAAAGAUUAAACUUGUCUCAUAAUCAGCUUUCCUCUUUCCCAGAAUGUCUUGCUGAAUCUACUGAAAAGCUAGAAGAAUUCUUACUUGAAGGAAACAAAAUUAGCACAAUUGUAUCUUCACUGUCUUUGACUGAACUGAAUCUACUGGAUAUUAGUCAGAACUGCAUCUCCGCUAUAAUGGAUACAUUUGUGACAGAAUGCUCCAAGCUGGAAAUAUUGAGAGCCUCGGAGAAUCAGCUCAGUGGUUUGUGUGGUUUGCCAUCAAAAAUUACUACAAUUGAUCUGGCGAGCAAUAACUUCAGUCAAGUUCCGGAAGCGGUUCUCAACCUUCACCACUUAAGGACUGUCAAUCUAAGUCACAACAAGAUAGCAAAACUCCCUGGGCCUAUUCAUUGGGAGUCUUCAAGUCUAAGGGAACUCGUAUUUAGCCAUAAUCAAAUCAGUGUAUUGGAGCUCAGUGAAGCAGUAAACAAAUGGUCAAGACUAGAAAAGCUGAAUCUUAAUAAUAACAACUUAAAGGAGCUACCUCCCCAGAUUGGUCUGCUAAAAAACAUGACUUCUUUACUCGUGAGUCAUAACUCUGAUUUGAGGUCCUUGCCAAAUGAAAUGGGAAAGCUGCAGAAGCUGUGGGAACUUGAACUGCAAGGAUUGCUUCUCGAUUUGGACUUGAAACAUGUUGGCAGCAAAACAAAAGAUAUUAUCAGAUUUUUACAUCAACGUCUAAAGAAAGCUGUGCCUUAUUACAGAAUGAACCUAAUGGUAGUGGGAAAUUAUGGAAGUGGUAAAACCACUUUGCUUCAGCAACUGAUGAAAUGCAAGCGGCCUAAUUCUGAAACAGAGAAAUCCACAACUGGAAUUGAUAUUAGGGAGUGGUCAAUUCAUGUAAAAGGCAAACUCGGGAAGAAAAAGGAAUACUUGUUGAAUGUCUGGGAUUUUUCAGGCCAAGAAGAACUCUACAGCACAUUUCCACAUUUUAUGUCUCCACUUGCCCUCUAUCUUGUUGUUUGCAAUCUGAGUAAAGGAGUUGCUGAAAUUGAUGCUAUCAGACAUUGGCUUUUCAACAUAAAGGCCCAUGUCCCAUCUUGUCCAGUAAUUCUUGUUGGAACUCAUAUGGAUGAGACUGAUGAAAAGCAUUGGCAAAGCUGCAUUCCCAGAAUCAAGGCGCAAUUCAUUCGGCAUCAUGAUUUCCCUUCUGUUCGUGAUUUCCAUUUUGUGACAGCUACAGAAGAAUCUGAAUCGAUAACAAAAUUGCGAAGAGCUAUUAUCAGUGAAAUACAGACAUUUAAGAUUAGAGACCAACCUGUAAUGGGCCAGUUGAUCCCACAGGGAUAUAUGGAGCUGGAAAAGAGGAUUACACAAGAGCGAAGGAGUGUCCCUUUGGAAUUUCCAGUAAUUCAGCAGCAGCGGCUGUUGGAAAUAGUUCAAGAAAAUCAGUUGCAGCUGGAUGAAAAUGAACUGCCGCAUGCUGUUCACUUCCUCAAGAAUUCUGGUGUGCUACAGCAUUUUUGUGACCCCGCUCUUGAGUUACGGGAUCUUUAUUUUAUAGAUCCACAAUGGUUGUGUAAAACAAUUGCACAGAUUUCAACUAUUAAAGCAUCAUGCUUUCCAAAGCAUCCUUGUGGUAUUAUUUAUCAAUCUGAUGUCGAGAAGUUUCUCUCACAAGAAAACAAUUUUCCUCAAAAUUACAUACCACAAUGCAUAAGACUUCUAGAAAAAUUUCAGAUUGCACUGCCUUUAGGAGGACAACAACUACUUAUUCCAAGCAGCUUACCUGAUCAGAGACCUGUAAUUGAACUUCCACACCGUGAAAACUCUGAACUGAUCGUAAGAGUUUAUGAAGCACCGUACUUUCCAAUGGGAUUCUGGUCUAGACUUAUUCACAGGCUAAUUGAGGUUUCAGCUUGUUUGCUUCGUAGAUAUGAUGAAGAGAAGCCUCUACGUUCCAAUAAAACAUAUUGGAGACAUGGGAUCUACCUGAUGUGGUCACCAGAAGUCUAUUGCCUGGUAGACUCAGCUACAUUGCAUCAUAAACUAGAGAGUGUUCUCAGAAUAACUGUUCCGUGCUCCAAGAAAGGGUACAUUCUGUUGGGCCAGAUUGUGGAUCACAUUGAUUCCCUGCUGGAAGAGUGGUUUCCAGGCCUACUGGAGACUGAUAUAAAUGGUGAAGGAGGGACUCUUUUGAAGAAGUAUGCCAUGUAUAGCUUUGAAAAUGGUCAAGAAUGUCAGCGAAUUCUACUGGAUGAUUUAUUAGAAGUGGCAGAAACAGAAGAUUUUUUGACUUGCCCAACUGAUAGAAGCAACAAAAUUUCAAUUUCUCAAAUUGCCCCAGACCUUGUUCUGGUUGAUUUACCCCACAAUAUUGUACUGGAUGUUAACCAGCUUGAACUUGAACUCUCAUCUGAAUUUCUGUUGGGUGAUGGAGGAUUUGGAUCUGUAUACCAGGCAACUUACAGACAAAAAGAAGUGGCUGUUAAAAUAUUUAACAAGCAUGUUUCACAGAUGUUUCUACAUCGCCUUUUGAGACAAGAACUUGCAGUUCAUUGUCAUCUGCGUCAUCCAAGUUUGAUUUCAUUAUUUGCUGCUACCUUUCGACCUCGGAUGUUGGUCAUGGAAUUGGCACCCAAAGGGUCCCUAGAUCAGUUACUUAACCAUGAAAAAGAACAACUUAAUCGAAAACUUCAACAUCGGGUGGCUCUACAUGUGGCAGAUGGCUUAAGAUAUCUACAUUCUUCAAUGAUAAUCUAUCGAGAUAUGAAGCCUCAUAAUGUGCUUCUGUUCAGCUUGAACCCUAAUUCAGCUAUAAUUGCCAAAAUUGCUGAUUAUGGUAUUGCUCAAUAUUGCUGUAGAAUGGGAAUCAAGAAUUCUGAGGGGACACCAGGGUUUCGAGCACCAGAAGUUGCAAAAGGAAAUGUCAUCUACAAUCACCAGGCUGACAUAUAUUCCUUUGGAUUACUUUUGUAUGAUAUCAUUACGAAUGGUAAAAGAAUCUCUGAUGGAAUGAAGUUUCCAAAUGACUUUGAUGAGAUGGCAGUUCAGGGGAGAUUGCCAGAUCCAGUGAAAGAAUUAAACUGUUCACCAUGGCCUGGUGUACAGAAUUUAAUUGAUCAUUGUCUGAAACCGAAUGCAGAGGACAGGCCUAAAGCUUCUCAGGUAUAUGACAGCCUGAACUGUGUGAAACUACUUUGUUUGAUGAGAAUAACAACAAUACCCAGUAAUCUUGCAGCGGAGUGCAUGGUAGCUACUAACCCAACUUGCAGAAAACCGAAUGUCUGGAUUGGCAGUGGAAAAGGAGAUAAGGCACAACUUUCUUCUCUGGAGCUGGACACUCAAGGCCAGACUCUUAUGGAUAUCAAUGAUAACUGCAUAUUGUGUCUGGCAUUCGUAAGUGUGAUUGGUGAACAAGUUAACUGGGUUGUUGCUGGCACACAGUCAGGACGUUUGUGGGUAGUCAGCGCAGAGGAUGUACAGUUGAAACACCAACUUCGGAAGAUGACUGAUUCUAUUACCUGUUUGUUCUUUACAAGUCAUUCCAAAAAGAGCAAAGAAGACAACUUGCUUUUGGUGGGGACAGCAGAUGGGAAGCUUGCUGUUUUUAAGGAUACCACAGUAAAGUAUCAAGAUGGUGCACCACUGAAGGUUAUUGAUAUAGGUGACAUCAGUACUCCUUUGGUGUGCCUGAGCACGUCAACCAUUUCAGGACAGAUAAUCUACUGGGCAGGUUGUGGAACAAAGGCUGUAUCACUCAACAGUGGUUUUGCAAUUCAGAAGAUGAUAGAGACAAAAACCAGGCCACUAAGACAACAGAAAUAUCACAGUGGAAAUAUUAUCACAAUGGUGAUUGAUAAUUAUAUAUAUUUGGCAAAGAAGGGUAGCCAUGUUGUCGAAAUAUGGGACUACAAUGUAGAUAAAAUGAAUCUAUCAUUUGACUGUGCUUCUAUUCUUAAGAAUGACAGCUAUUCUGCUAGAGUGAAGGCUCUUCAUCUUCAAAAACCCACUACCUUGUGGAUUGGGACAGGAGGGGGUGACAUCAUUUUAUUAGAUCUUUCUACUCAUCUACCCAUUUAUGUUAUGGAUACAUUUUGUCACUCCAUUCGAAGUAUGGUGACAACACAAAUUGAAAAGGAAAGCUGUUGCACUGUCUUGCUGAUCCUAGGAAAUGUCAAUAAAGAAUAUUUUGUAAACAAUAAAUGGCAAAGAGAAUUACAAUCACAGCUGUUCGUCUGGGAUUUGAGCCUUCCUUAUGAAAUCCAGAACUUGAAGAAGCACAAUGAUAUGAGAAGAGAAAUAUCCAAGAAAAUGAGGACUAGGUCAUUGGAAUAAUUGCACAUGGGCAGAUAUAUAUGAAUAUAUUUUUUAAUUAAUAGUAUUUUAUAUGUAUUGAAUAUAUGAAGCAAUGAAUCUAAUAUUUUGAUGUUCUAGUUAAACUGUAAAAGCCAGCUUCAAUAUUAAAGAGAUAUAUGGAUUAUUACAGAUUAUAAAAGAAAUAGUGUCUCCCCUUGUCCCAUCAUGCAAAUCCUCUGCAACUCUAUGCACUUUUGUAAUAUUUGUGUAAAACUUUGUGUUUAGUUGAAAAUGGAUGUAUUUUUGCCAUAAUCCAAGUGGCUUGCCAUCACAAAAUAAUGCAGAGAUGGUGGAAAAUUGAUAGUCUCAUUAUCUAUUUUCAAAAUUCCACACUAAAGAAAUAACAUGAAAGCACUGAAUUUCACUGGGCGCCUAGAACAAAACCAGUUGGUGGUUGCCAAGUUAGGAUUUGUCUCCAUCAAGUUGGCUUAUUAUCAAUAUUCCAGAAGUCUGGGUAUUUGUUUAAAUGUAAUGAGCAAUGAACGUUCCUGGUCACUUUUUGGGAAUUAUGAUUGGAGCUCACUAGUGUAGAAAGUGGACAAUAAUGAUUUAAAAUGAUCAUCACUAUAUGGGAUUUGGAAUAAUUCUCUGGACAUAUUUUCAAGGCAUAUUUGAGCCUCAUCACACAUGAGCAUUUUUUGAAACUAAAAGACGUGGUUCUGUCGAUACUUAACGCUGCCUUGCAAAUAGGAACUGAUCAUUCACAGAAGGCUCAGUAUUAAAAAAAGCUGACUGCCAACUGUGCAAAUUCCUAACAUGUUCACCAAAACUUGUUACCUAAUAUAUUGCUUGAGAUAAAACAAUAAGACUUUGUUUCUUUGAACAUUAGAAUUGUUUAAUAAUACUUUAAUUGUACUAUUGGAUUCCCUCUGCAGCAAUUAAUACAUAUUCCAUCCUCCUUGUCCCACCACCAGAGAAUCAGGUUUAUUAUCGCCAGCCUGUGUCGUGAAAUUUGUUAUCUUAGCAGCAGCAAUACAAUGCACUAUGUUAUUCCCUUUUCCCAUCCUACCCUGCUUACUGCUCUCUCUGGCCCAUCCAUUCACCACAUACUCCUUUGCUGUAUUCCUGUCUUCCCUUCCCCUUCCCCGUUAACAAGUUAGGUAUAAUCCCAAAACUUCGUCAGAUGUACACAAAAUAUGUAUGCAUGUCUUGCCAUUAUAUUUGACUGUCUUCUAUUAAUGUUAGUUUGUUUUGUUCUGCCACUUUUCCUUCUCUUUUUUGGGAUUCCCAUCUUGUGCUUCUUUUGGGUAGAGAGCACAAACAGUUCACAAAUAAAAAAAAAGAAAGUUUAAAAUUGGAAAUAUUUUCAUAAGCUACUUCUCUAUUGGGAUUUUUUAUUUUGAAAGGCUACAACAGAUCAUUUGUGCUAGUAGACAAGUUUUCUGGAAGUGCUUUAAUAUUUUGAACAUAAUUCAAAACUGUAUUACCAGUUUUUAAUUUGCAGUAUAUUUAAACAUGUUGAAAUGCUUUGCCUCAUAGAAAAUUUGAAAUUCUCAAAGUUGAAUGAUACGGAUUAAGAUUCUGCAGAAUGUCUAUACUUUUAAUAGUUUUAAUUAUGUCACAAAAAGAUAAGGUAAGCUGGUGCUGAUUUCAUGUUAAUAUUAAAGGUUUCUAUGUGCUGGAGUAAUUAUUUAAUUCUCCCAUUGAUUUUUGUGGAUUUUUUAAUUCAAAGAAGCAAUUCAUGUUUUGGAUCUCAUUUUUCUAAGUAAAAGUAUUGAUUGUGUUUGAUGAGUUAUAUUAUUUAAAAAAAACUCUGAAGAGUCAUGCCUUCUGAAUUAUUUAUUGAAGCAUUGGUAAAUGAUAGCAGA
Messenger RNA from Mobula hypostoma (lesser devil ray), 9720 nucleotides. It is a transcript of the gene lrrk2, whose product is annotated as leucine-rich repeat kinase 2. Bases 395 to 7891 code for a protein of 2498 amino acids. Lineage: Eukaryota; Metazoa; Chordata; Chondrichthyes; Myliobatiformes; Myliobatidae. Gene Ontology annotation, molecular function: GTP binding; protein binding; protein kinase activity. The transcript is spliced from 51 exons. The record is from RefSeq and is a predicted model, not a curated record. Gene Ontology annotation, biological process: protein phosphorylation.